UCCAGUGGAUUGUGAGCAGAGAAAGCAGCUCCGGAAAUCGUCUGAUCUGAAACAAGCAUUCAUCUUUGGACUAGCUUGUGCACAGUUUGUGUUCCCAGUCUCUGACCGUCCCUUCCUUCUUGCUAACACUUGGAUUAUCAGCUGCUUGGACAGAGGGAAGUUUGGCUGUGGUUGCCUGUGUGGCUCGCCUUGCAUCGAGGUCCACCAGUCUUAUGGUGGUUGGGCGUGAGUGCAUUUGUGUGCACAGAUACAGGAGGGACUUGGGCCACAGCAUGGCUCAGAUAGGAAGGCACCCCUGUGAAUAGAAGAUUGACCUGACCAGGAAAAUGCUGAGGACAUCAAGCCCAGACACCAAAAACUCCAAGGAACAUAUGAGUCCUUACAGCCCCCAGAAGCAACUGUGCAAUGGAGAAUAUCGGAGGUCCUGGGACAAGGAAGAGAAUCAGAGCCAGUCGCUGCCUGGAGGCCAGCUCAGUCUCUUCGACAAGCUCUCACUGUCCCACCAAGUUUGGUUGCAGCUUGGAGUCAAGCCAGAGCAAGUCAAGGAAAUUCUCGGAAAGCAGCCCCCGGGGGCAUUUUUGGUUUGGAGUAAUAAUUGUGGGAAAAAUAAGAUCCUGACAGUCCGUCUGGGACAUGAGACUUGUGAAACGGAGGAUUUUAUUGUCAAAGAGAAUCGCUCAGUUUAUUACCUGGAACAUUCUUAUCUGGGAUUUACCAGCAUCUUCCAGCUGAUUGGCUAUUACUGUGUGAGCCGGGAUGUCCUACCCUCUCGCUUGCAACUACCACUUGCCAUCUUAUGCUCGACCUACAAGGAGGAACUGGAGGAGAUCUCAGCACUUGGCAUCAUGUUCUGGGAUCUGCCAUUGAACCAAAAGCAAGAUGCGUCCUGCCAGGAAACGACAGGGGAUGCCAUGGAGGUGAAUCCGACCACCCCCACCGCAGAGCUCCUGAGGGAGCAGCACCUCCCGAUGUGUUCGAUCCAGGUUACUGGAGAAAACGGGGCACUAUUCUUCAUCAACCCCCUCUUCCUGAAGGAGCACGGUGAUAGCUGGCUGGAGCCAGCACCCACGUGCACCUUCAGACACUCCCGCUUGGCCACCAAGUGCAGGAAGCGCUCUGUGGGACGCACAGGGAAUCCCACUGCCCCUCAAAAGCACCAGGAGAUCCUCGGGCGAAAUGACAGCGAGAAGUCGGAUUCGGGGAAGAGUGUAGAAGAAGAGGAGAUAUUUAAAGCCCAGAGCCCGGAGCCACCGUCGACGGCGCAGAAGAGAAAGACCUUCAUCCGGAGGGCUGCCUGGAGCUGGGGCGACACUCCCGAGGCCGACUCCAUGGAGGUGAAGGAGGAGGCGACGAGCCCCCGGGCCGGGGGGAAAGGAGGGGCGGGGCGGGAGAGCAGCACCCUCCCGCCCUACUACCGAGCCUCCUGGAUGGAGGGCGGAGGGUUGAGGUGCCCCACCUCCCUCCGCAAGUCGCACUCGGAGACCUCGCUGCUGGCCUGCGACAGCCCCAUGCUGCCGCCCAUCUCGGAGAUGGACUCCCUGUCCAUCAGCAGCGUGGAGGACGAGGCGGGGACUUCCACCACACCCCAGAAGCAUCGGCACAAGCGUCAGUCCAACGCCCUGACGGACAAGGUGAGGAACCGGCUGUCGGCUGUCAGCCACGCCUUCACGGGGCUGGUCUCCGCCGACCGCAGGAUCAGGAACAAGAUUGAGGAGCUGGGGCAGAACAAGGGCUGCUACUUCGGCAGCCUGGUCCAAGGCUUUGUCUCCUACACGGUCAAGAGCAGGGACAAGCACACGAGCAGCACCGAGAUGUUGCAGGGCAUCCAACAGAUGAUCACCAACCUCCGCAACUACCUGACGCAGAGCUCCGAGCUCACCCACAUUCUGGACACGUGUGACCACGAGGAGUGUGACACAGAGGUUGCCAUCCAGAAGGCUUUGCAGAAGUGCGUGCUGAAACCACUGCGGGACCACAUCUACUCAUGCCUGCUCGACUUCCACACCAAGGACGGCUCCCUGAAGAAGCUGACGGACAACCAGCUGAUCCUGCAGACCCAGAGUCCGGCACAGCUGGGCGUGACGGCUGGCGUUCCUGAUGCCGUGGGCCUGGAAAAGAUCCAGCAGAAGCUGACUGCCAUGCACCUGGCAUACUCACCCUUCAAGAAAGUGGCACAGCUCCUGAAAGCCUGCAAACUCAUCUAUGAAGCAAUGUCCGGGACAUCAGGGAAGCCUUACGGAGCGGAUGACUUCCUCCCCGUGCUGACCUAUGUCCUGGCGACCAGCAACCUGACCAACCUGUGCCUCGACGUGGAGUACAUGAUGGAGCUGCUGGACCAGAACCAACUGCAGGGUGAAGGGGGAUAUUAUUUAACAACAAUGUUCGGGGCUCUGUUCCACAUCAGCAACUUCCAGCCCAGGUUGCUGACCCGUCAGAUGAGCGAUGAGGCCAAGUCAUCUCUUUACCAGUGGAAGAGGAGGAGGACGUUACAUCACAACCAGUCCAAAAGGCGCUCGGCACAGGAUUUGCUGUCCGUCUACUUACAGGAGCCCAGCGGGAACCAGGUGACCAUCCUGGCUCCUGCGCACAUGACCGUGACGGAGGUGUGCAAGGCGUGUGCCGAGAAGUUCGAGGUGGUGGAGCCAGAGAGUUACAGCCUCUUCGUGGCGAGGGACGACUCGUACCGGCUGCUGGAGGGCGACGCCUGCCCCCAGCUGGUGAAGCAGGAGAUCCAGCAGAGGGAAGGCGCGGCCUUCACUUUCGUGUACGCGCCCACGGACAGGACCCCGUGCUCCCAGCCCGAGGAGCAGCUGACCCCUUUGUGAGAAGUCCCCCGCACCCUUCCUCACCCCCCUCCUCCAAUCCUGGACAGACUGGCAGGCCACCAGGAAUGACCAAUCCAAAGGACUUGCUGGGGCUCCCCAUUGUGAAAGGCCAUGUCCAGUCACCGCAGAAGGAUGAAGGAGCGCGCCUAUUGGAAUGCUGGGAACAGGAGGCCAUUCGGUCCCUCGGACUAUCUCCCACCCAUGUAGCUGACCUGCUUUGGGAUUCUAUUUGCCUACUUUCAAUGACCCACCUCGUUGGGAUGACCAGGUUCCUCCCAGUGUCCAGAUGCCGGUAUCAGAAUCCCCCUCGAUGCUCAAUUCAACCACCCACCAGUUUGGCUCCUGCCCGUUUAACUCACACUGGGAUUCUGUGCCGGGGAUCGAACCUCCAACCUGUACAGACAACCUGUCGGCCUUAACCAGACUCCUCUUAUCGCCACUCCCCAUGGUCCUAGUGCUGAUAGAUGUGCAUUGAAGCAAACCUCUCAUUGGACUUGGUUCCCGCGUUACCUCUCAUCAUCUGGAGAUUUCAGCGGCAUGGAGAACAGGGGCAAGUCACAACCAGCUGUGAUGCCUGUCACAGUCAAAUAGUCUGUGAAUAAGUACAUGCCACCUGGGCAGGUUACUAGCAGACAGGCAGACACACAAACAGGAGACCCAGGGAGAAGCAGUGGGAUGAAAAUUAAUGUGUGACGUACAGUAAAUUCAAACCCUACAUAUAAAUUAUAUUUUGCUUUUACUAUUUGUUACAGCACUGUGUAAAGAUUUUUAAAUAAAUA
Pristis pectinata (smalltooth sawfish) is the source of this 3604-nucleotide messenger RNA. Its product is annotated as ras and Rab interactor 3-like. Gene Ontology annotation, biological process: signal transduction; vesicle-mediated transport. Gene Ontology annotation, cellular component: cytosol; endocytic vesicle. Gene Ontology annotation, molecular function: small GTPase binding; guanyl-nucleotide exchange factor activity. The transcript is spliced from 11 exons. The record is from RefSeq and is a predicted model, not a curated record. Bases 327 to 2825 code for a protein of 832 amino acids. NCBI's taxonomy places the organism in Eukaryota, Metazoa, Chordata, Chondrichthyes, Rhinopristiformes, Pristidae.